Molecule: messenger RNA, 8582 nt
Organism: Seriola aureovittata
Lineage: Eukaryota; Metazoa; Chordata; Actinopteri; Carangiformes; Carangidae
Exons: 22
Coding region: 222-6833 (2203 amino acids)
Molecular function (GO): protein binding
Source: RefSeq, a predicted model, not a curated record
CGGAAGCAAGUUUCAUUUCAGCUCCACAUACACAAACUCUAAAGUUAAUAUUAACUACGGAGGGAUGGGCUCUUUUUUCUCUCAUAUAACUGGAACUAGAGGAAACUGACGUGGGUAUGGAAAUGCAGGAGGCUUUGUGAUAUAAAACUACUUUUAUUAUUUUCUGUGGCUUGUUUGUUCUUUACUCCUGAAGUUGGUGGCAUUGGGAGAAGCAAUGCAGAAUGGGAAACUGGAUUAGUUACUUUACUGGCCGGGCUGUGGAUCCAGCAGCAUCACAGUGUGCUUUGCCUCAGAUCGAAAAUGGAAAUAUGACAGUCACGGCCCAGAGUGGAGGUGUCGUCAGCACACCUCAGUUUGCUGGUGUUCAUGUGAAAAGGGAUCUAACUGUCAAUGUGAGCAACACAUAUGUCCAACAUCCUCCCAGGACAGAUGAGACUGAUGCUGUUUCUUCCAAAACUGAAGAAAACAUCCCAAGGUGCCAAGCAAAACUAAAGUCUUACCUUCUAAAUGAAACAAAGAAUCUGUUUCAAGGGACAAACGAGGAAGAAUCAACUGCUUUGAACAAGAUUUAUACGGAGCUUUACAUCACAGAAGGAGACAGUGGGGAGGUUAAUAGUGAACACGAAGUGAUUGAAUUAGAAUGUACAAGGAGUACAAGUGAGGACAAGAAAAUCCCCCUCAAUAACAUUUUUGAACCUUUAUCCAACGAAGAGAACCCUCCUCAGAGAUUCCUGACGAAGGGAAUUGCUGGCAUUGGAAAAACUGUUGCUGUGCAGAAAUUCACUCAUGACUGGGCAGAAGGAACAGCCAAUCAAAACAUCCAGUACAUAUUUCCAUUCACAUUCAGAGACUUGAAUUUAAUCAAAGACAAGAGUUUCAGUCUUACUGAAUUAAUAGGUUACUAUUUUGAAGAGGUGAAGGAUUUGGAAACAUCAGACUACAAUGAUUCCCAUGUCUUGUUCAUCUUCGACGGCCUGGACGAAAGCAAAUUCCCUUUGAACUUUAAGACUAAUGAGAUGUGUCGCAGUGUUACAAAGACAACAACAAUAGAUGCCCUACUAACAAACUUAAUGAAAGGGAAACUGCUGCACCACGCUUUGGUCUGGAUCACAAGUAGACCAGCUGCAGCCAGUAAGAUUCCUCCAGAGUUCAUCAACAGAGUGACCGAGGUACGAGGCUUUAAUGAUGAGCAGAAGGAGGAGUACUUUCAAAAGAAAAUUACUGACAAAGAUGUUGCUCAGAAGAUCUUCAGUCAUCUUCAGUCAAAGCCGUUGAGAAGUCUGUACAUCAUGUGCCACAUCCCUGUGUUCUGUUGGAUUUCAGCCACUGCUCUCCAGAGUCUCCUCACACACACUCAUGAAAGUGAGUUGCCCAAGACUUUGACUGAAAUGUACUCACACUUCCUGAUCAUCCAGACAAAGCGCAAACUACAGAAGGAUUAUCAGGAAUGUGAAGGAGACAAAGAUGUGAUCAUGAAGUUGGGAAAGCUGGCAUUUGAACAGCUAAAGAAGGGCAACGUAAUCUUCUACGAAGACGACCUGAAAGAUUGUGAAAUUGAUCCAAAAGAGGCUGCAGUUUAUUCAGGAGUUUGUACACAGAUCAUAAGAAAAGAAUCUGGUCUUCACAAAAAAGAGAUUUACUCAUUUAUACAUUUGAGUGUUCAGGAGUUUCUUGCAGCUUUGUAUGUAUUACAGACCUUCAUAGAUAGUGGAGAAAAUCUGCUUCAGACCAAAACGAGCGUGAAAGUGGCGUGUGAGGAAGGAGAAAUUCCUAUCAUCCUCCUCCACAAGAAUGCUGUGAAUGAGGCUUUGGUCAGUGAUUAUGGACAAUGGGACUUGUUUCUUCGCUUCCUGCUCGGUCUGUCGCAGGAUAAAAAUCUGAAGCUUCUUCAGCAGAAACUUGGAUUCAAAGACAGACGUCCGCAGAGCAACCAGGAGACAAUCGAGUACAUUCACGAGAAGAUCAAGAGACUGUCUUAUACCGACAAGAGUAUCAAUCUGUUCCACUGCUUGAAUGAGUUGGGUGACCAGUCUCUGGUAGAGCAAGUCCAAAGGUACCAGAGCUCAGGGGAUGUUAGUAAAAUUUCCCCUGCACAUUGGUCAGCUCUGGCCUUUGUGCUGCUUGUCUCAAACGAAGACCUGGCCGUCUUUGACCUGAAGAAAUACUCCAGAUCAGAUGAAGUUCUGGAGAGACUGGUACCAGUGCUCAAAGUAUCAAAGACAGCUUUGUUGAGUGACUGUAACCUCACUGGCAGAUGCUGCAGGUAUAUUUCAUCAGUUCUAAGCUUGAAGUCGAACAGUCUGGAGAAGUUGGACCUGACCAGAAAUAAACUGCACGACCCCGGAAUCAAGCUGCUCUCUGACGGCCUGAAAAGCCCCAACUGCAAACUACAAAGACUCAGUUUGAACGAGUGUAGUAUUACAAGACAAGGAUGCCUGUCUUUAGCCAGUGGUCUGACUUCAACCCUGAAAGAGCUGGACCUCAGCAAGAAUAAAAUUCACGAUGAAGGAGUGAAGCUGCUCUCAGAAGUUCUCAACAAGUGUUCUUUGGAAACGCUGAGGUUAUGUGACUGUGGCAUUACAGGCGAUGGACUCGAACCUGUGGCUUCAGCUCUCAGCUUGAACCCAUCUCAUCUGAAAAACCUUGAUCUGAGCAGAAACAGUUUUAAAGGCCAGGCAGGUGCUCAGCUCUCUGGCUUUCUGAAGCAUCCCGACUGCCAGCUGGAGAGAUUAUGGCUUUUUAAGACGGACCUAGAAGAGAAAUGUUCUGCAGCUCUGGCCUCAGCUCUGGCUUCGAACCCUUCCCACCUGAGGGAGUUGGAUCUGGGAGCGAACAAUCUGGGUGAUGUCGGAGUGACGGAGAUUGCUGCUCUACUGAAGGAUCCGACCUGCAAAGUGGAAGCACUGAGACUGGCUGGCUGUCGCCUCACAGAGAAGGGCUGUGCUGCGCUGGUCUCCAAUCUGAAGUCAAACCCCGCCCACCUGAGAGUUCUGGAUCUGGCGAGAAACGACCUCAGAGACCGCGGUGUCGAAAACCUGACUGAGCUGUUGGCAGAUCCGCACUGUCGUCUGGAGACACUAAACCUGAAAUGCUGCACAUUAACGACGGCCAGCUGUCGGCUUUUGAGCCUUGCCCUCAGUGGUCUCUCUGCCCUGAAAGAGCUCGACCUGAGCUUCAACCGCCUGAUGGAUGAGGGGCUGAUGAUGCUCUCUGAUUGGCUGAGAACACCUGAGUGUAGACUGGAGGUACUGAGGUUGUUGGAGUGCACUGAGAGCAGCUGUGAGGCUCUGGCCUCGGUUCUCAGGUCGAACACUUCACACCUCAGGGAGCUGGAGCUGAGCAUGAGAGAUCCAGGAGAAGCAGAUCGGAGGCUGGUGUCCCAUUUACUGAAGGACAAACGUUUCAAACUGGACGCACUGAAGGUGAAGGAGCGAUCAGCAUCACAGUGUGGUAUAACUCAGAAGGAAAAGGGGAACAUGACGAUCACCUCCCACAGUGGAGGUUUCGUCAGCGCACCUCAGUUUACCGGUGUUCAUGUGAAAAGAGAUCUAACUGUCAACAACACAUACGUCCAACUUCCUGCCAGGACAGAUGAGACUGAUGUUUCCCCCAAAACUGAAGAAGACAUCCAAAGGUGCCAGGCUGAACUAAAGUCUUACCUUCUGAAUAAAACAAAGAGUCUGUUUCAAGGGACAAAGGCGGAUGGAUCUACACCUUUAAACAAGAUUUAUACGGAGCUUUACAUCACAGAAGGAGACAGUGGGGAGGUUAAUAGUGAACACGAAGUGACUGAAUUAGAAUGUACAAGGAGUACAAGUGAGGAAAAGAAAAUUCACCUCAAUAACAUUUUUGAACCUUUAUCCAACGAAGAGAACCCUCCUCAGAGAGUCCUGACGAAGGGAAUUGCUGGCAUUGGAAAAACUGUCGCUGUGCAGAAAUUCACUCAUGACUGGGCAGAAGGAACAUCCAAUCAAAACAUCCAGUACAUAUUUCCAUUCACAUUCAGAGACUUGAAUUUAAUCAAAGACAAGAGUUUCAGUCUUACUGAGUUAAUAGGUUCCAAUUUUGAAGAGGUGAAGGAUUUGGAAACAUCAGACUACAACAACUCCAGUGUCUUGUUCAUCUUCGACGGCCUGGACGAAAGCAAAUUCCCUUUGGACUUUAUGAAUAAUGAGAUGUGCCGCAGUGUUACGGAGGCCGUCACAGUCGACAUCCUACUAACCAACUUAAUCAACGGGAACCUCCUUCACAAAGCCUCAGUCUGGAUCACAAGUAGACCAGCUGCAGCCAGUAAGAUUCCUCCAGAGUUCAUCAACAGAGUGACCGAGGUACGAGGCUUUAAUGAUGAGCAGAAGGAGGAGUACUUUCACAAGAAAAUUAGUGACAAAGAUGUUGCUCAGAAGAUCUUCAGUCAUCUUCAGUCAAAGCCGUUGAGAAGUCUGUACAUCAUGUGCCACAUCCCUGUGUUCUGUUGGAUUUCAGCCACUGCUCUCCAGAGUCUCCUCACACACACUCAUGAAAGUGAGUUGCCCAAGACUUUGACUGAAAUGUACUCACACUUCCUGAUCAUCCAGACAAAGCGCAAACUACAGAAGGAUUAUCAGGAAUGUGAAGCAGACAAAGAUGUGAUCAUGAAGUUGGGAAAGCUGGCAUUUGAACAGCUAAAGAAGGGCAACGUAAUCUUCUACGAAGACGACCUGAAAGAUUGUGAAAUUGAUCCAAAACAAGCUGCAGUUUAUUCAGGAGUUUGUACACAGAUCAUAAGAAAAGAAUAUGGUCUUCACAGCCAGGAGUGUUACUCUUUUGUACAUUUAAGUGUUCAGGAGUUUCUUGCAGCUUUGUAUGUAUUACAGAACUUCAUAUAUAGUGGAGAAAAUCUGCUUCCCAGUCAGACAAAGGUGAAUGCAACACCAGUGAAAGGAGAAAUUCCUAUCAUCCUCCUCCACAAGAAUGCUGUGAAUAUGGUCUUGAAAAGCAAUCAUGGACAAUGGGACUUGUUUCUGCGCUUCCUGCUCGGUCUGUCGCAGGAUAAAAAUCUGAAGCUUCUUCAGCAGAAACUUGGAUUCAAAGGAAAACGUCCGCAGAGCAACCAGGAGACAAUCAAGUACAUUCACGAGAAGAUCAAGAGACUGUCUUAUACCGACAAGAGUAUCAAUCUGUUCCACUGCUUGAAUGAGUUGGGUGACCAGUCUCUGGUAGAGCAAGUCCAAAAGUACCAGAGCUCAGGGGAUGUUAGUAAAAUUUCCCCUGCACAUUGGUCAGCUCUGGCCUUUGUGCUACUUGUCUCAAAUGAAGAUCUGGAUUUGUUUGACCUGAAGAAAUACUCCAGAUCAGAUGAAGUUCUGGAGAGACUGGUACCAGUGCUCAAAGUAGCAAAGACAGCUUUGUUGAGUGACUGUAACCUCACUGGCAGAUGCUGCAGGUAUAUUUCGUCAGUUCUAAGCUUGAAGUCGAACGGUCUGGAGAAAUUGGACCUGACCAGAAAUAAACUGCAGGACUCUGGAAUUAUUCUGCUCUCUGACGGCCUGAAAAGCCCCAACUGCAAACUCCAAAGACUCAGACUGAAUGGCUGUCACCUUUCAGAGAGAAGCUGUGAAGCUCUGGCCUCAGUUCUCAGUUCACAGUCCUCUACUCUCAAAGACCUGGACCUGAGUAACAACGACCUACAGGAUUCAGGAGUGGAGCUGCUCUCCACAGGACUGGGGAGGCCACAAUGUACCCUGGAAACUCUCAGGUUGUCAGGCUGUCAGGUCACAGAGAAAGGUUGUUCUUUUCUGGCCUCAGCUCUGAGCGCCAACCCCUCCCAUCUGAGAGAGCUGGACCUGAGCUACAAUAAUCCAGGAGACUCCGGAGCGAAGCUGUUGUCUGCAGAACUGGAGGAUUUACAAUGUAGACUAGACACUCUUAGACUGAAUGACUGUGACCUGAGAGAGAGAAGCUGUGAAGCUCUGGCCUUAGUUCUUAACUCCCAGUCCUCCAGUCUGACAGAGCUGGACUUGAGUAACAACAACCUGCAGGAUUCAGGAGUGAAGCUGCUCUCCACAGGACUGGGGAGGCCAAAAUGUACCCUGGAAACUCUCAGGUUGUCAGGCUGUCAGGUCACAGAGGCAGGUUGUUCUUCUCUGGCCUUGGCUCUAAGAUCGAACCCCUCCCAUCUGAGAGAGCUGGACCUGAGCUACAAUCAUCCAGGAGACUCGGGAGUGAAGCUGUUGUCUGCUAAACUGGAGGAUCCACAAUGUAGACUGAAGACUCUCAGGUUGGAACAUGGUGGAGAGAAGAGGCUGAAAUCUGGUCUGAAGAAGUACGCCUAUGAACUCACACUGGACAGAAACACAGCUCACAGAAACCUCAAACUGUCUGACAACAACAGGACGGUGGCGACAGUGAGAGAUCAGCAGUCAUAUGGUUAUCAUCUCGAGAGAUUUGACCACUGGCAUCAGCUGCUGUGUAGAGAUGGUCUGACUGAUCACAGUUACUGGGAGGUCGAGUGGGAGGGAAAGGUUCAAAUAGCAGUGACCUACAGAGGAAUCAGAAGGAGAGGGCGUAGUUUUGACUGCAGGUUUGGAGAGACGGAUCAGUCCUGGAGUCUGAGCUGCUCGGGUGAUGAUGGUUACUCUGUCAGUCACAAUAAGAAAAGAGCCGACCUCCCUCCAUGCUCUGACUCUAACAGAGUAGCAGUGUAUGUGGACUGUCCUGCUGGUUCUCUGUCCUUCUACAGAGUGUCCUCUGACUCACUGGUCCACCUCCACACCUUUAAAACCACAUUCACUGAACCUCUUUACCCCGGGUUCUGGGUUGGAUCGGGUUCCUCAGUGUCUCUGUGCUCAUUGUAGGAGUGAUUCACUAAUGUUUGUCUGGUGUUCUUCCAGAACGGGAAUAUUAAUGGGUGUAUCUUCUUUGCAGUUUUAUUUAGCUUUAUUUCUGUUUGGGGUUUUUUUUAUGUAUCUGUAUGUUCAUCUGUAUUUAAAUGUUUAUACAGAGAUCAGUGUUUUACUUGCCCUUUUUUCAAGCAUCAUUCUAAGUUGGUUUAAAAUUUGGAUGAGUCAGUCCCCCAAGCACUUGUUGUUUUGAUUUUCUUAAAGGAGCUAUUUAUACAUAUAUAGUUUUGCUAUUGCUACAUAGCUAAUGUUAGUAUUAACACCUGUUUAGUUACCAGUCGAGGAGAAACGUGUCUUAGCAAAGUUUAACUCUGAACUACCAGGUACAAAUUUUGACCCUUGUUUUUACAACUGAAACUGAUUGGACCAUGACAAGACAUUGGUGAAACAGAUGUUAUGACCGUGGUCAUAUUGUUGUAAUUGGUCUGUUGUGUAUGUGUGUGUGUGUGCCCUGUGUUUCUGUGUUUUCUUAUGUAUGCAAAUAGGAGUGUUUCCCGCCGCCACGCCGUCAUUGGUGGAAAGGCUCUGCGCCCUGGUCGGUGAUUGGCUGCAGCCCCUGGUCACCUGAUAUAUAGUGAGCCAAGAUGGCCGCCGGCUCGUCCUCUCAUUCUCCUCUUCUCCCAACCGGCCACACUGUUGCAGUGACUCAGCUUUGUGUAGUUCUUAGAUUCAUUUGAGUAGUAAGGGUGGGCUGCCAGUUUUGUUUCUCUAGUUAGGCAGGUGACUUUGUUGUCAUUUGUUUUCCUUUGGUUAGAUUAGUGGUUUACUUUCCAGACAGGGUUAUAGUGUUUAUUAUGUUGGCCAUAGUCCACCCUGAAGCCUAAACUCAGUAUUUAUUUUCUAUAUGUCCACUUAAAACCUUUAUGUAAAUAAAUCACUUUGGUUAUAUUUAAACCAAUCUUUGUUGUGGCUACUUGGGACUUGGGGAAGAUGGGGCCAGUUUAUGUUGUGUCCUAGCCCCCCCUAGACUGGGGCAUAACAAGAUGUAAGUAAAAGAGUAAAGGAACCAUGGUUAUCAAACUUCAUUUAAUAAAAGAAAACUUUAUUCUUAUUAUUUCUUUCCUGCUCAGUUGCCUGAUAAAACCCUGAGUCAUGUUUUUCGCAGAAAGGUUCAAUCGUUUUAAAAAGCAUUUAUUGUCAUAAAGGAGUUAUUUGUAAGUUUUGCUAUUGCUACAUAGCUAACAUUAGCAUUAAUAGCUGUUUAUUUACCAGUCUAGCAGAAACAUUGUGAGUUCAGCAUCAAACUUCAUUCAUUCACUCACCAAGAGCUGUCUCUAGAGGUGGAAAACAACACCAAUGUUAACUCUUGUUUUGCUUCUAAUUCUGUCACUUCUUUUCUUCUCCUGAAGUUAGCAUGCUAACACGCUAGCCCUGUCCAGCAAGACCUUCUUAUCAUUUUCUGUCACACAGUCACUGCAACAUCCAGGCUGCCCUGAAGAAGUUGCUGCUCACAGGAUGUAUUAUGACCUCCUGUCUUGUAAACACAAUGAUGGCUGAAGCUCUUUGAAAGACUGGUAAGUAAACAGCUGUUGAUGCUAACUUUAGCUAUGUAGCAAUAGCAAUACUUACAAAUGGCUCCUUUAAGUACCUUGUUGUCUUUAUUAGUGACACACCAAACCUACUUUCUCUCUUGAUUCCAUAUAAACAUAAUCUCUACAGUGCAUAUCCUUUGUCUUUACAGCAACAAUAAAGUGACAAACAAAC